Etheostoma cragini (Arkansas darter) is the source of this 5719-nucleotide messenger RNA. It is a transcript of the gene col1a1b, whose product is annotated as collagen, type I, alpha 1b. NCBI's taxonomy places the organism in Eukaryota, Metazoa, Chordata, Actinopteri, Perciformes, Percidae. The transcript is spliced from 51 exons. The coding region runs from base 185 to 4552 and encodes 1455 amino acids. The record is from RefSeq and is a predicted model, not a curated record. Gene Ontology annotation, molecular function: extracellular matrix structural constituent; protein binding.
CCUCCCCAAAAGUUUUGGCAUAUAAAAGCCAAGCUAACUCAUUUGUUUAGGCAGUAGGGAGUUUCAGCUGGGGUCUGGAUUUUGGAGUUACACACACACCGGACCCUGCCCUGUAUGAGUGGUGUCUGAGGAAAAAAAGGAUUCCCCCUGUGUCGCAAAGAAUCUACAUGUCUAAUAUUUAGACAUGUUCAGCUUUGUGGAUAUUCGGUUAGCGCUGUUGCUCAGCGCAGCAGUGCUUUUGGCGAGAGGUCAAGGCGAGGAGGAUAGCUUAUUUGGCAGCUGCUCAUUAGACGGACAGUUGUACAACGACAAGGAUGUAUGGAAACCAGAGCCCUGCCAGAUUUGCGUCUGUGACAGUGGAACCGUCAUGUGCGACGAGGUGAUCUGUGAGGACACAUCCGACUGCGACGACCCCAUCAUCCCAGACGGAGAGUGCUGCCCUAUCUGCCCCGACACCGCGGUGGACCCACCCGUGAUUCCAGAUGGGAAUGAGCCAACAAAGGGAGACGUUGGCCCCAAGGGAGAUCCGGGUCCUGCUGGUCCUCCUGGCAAUGAUGGACUGGAUGGACAGCCUGGUGUUCCUGGCCCUCCCGGCCCCCCCGGCCCCCCUGGCCUUGGCGGAAACUUCUCUCCUCAGAUGAGCUAUGUUGACCACUCCAAAUCCAGCGGCGGUGGAACUAUCCCUGGCCCAAUGGGUCCUAUGGGUAGUCGUGGUGUUCCUGGACCCCCUGGCUCCUCUGGUCCCCAGGGUUUCACUGGCCCCCCUGGUGAGCCCGGUGAGCCCGGUGCUUCUGGUGCCAUGGGUCCCCGUGGUCCCGCCGGACCCCCUGGAAAGAACGGAGAUGAUGGUGAGCCCGGCAAAGCUGGUCGCCCCGGUGAGCGUGGAGCUGCUGGCCCUCAGGGUGCUCGUGGAUUCCCCGGAACCCCAGGACUCCCCGGCAUCAAGGGACACAGAGGAUUUAGCGGCCUGGAUGGAGCUAAGGGAGAUGCUGGACCUGCUGGCCCCAAGGGUGAACCUGGUGCAUCUGGUGAGAACGGUAUCCCCGGUGCCAUGGGUGCUCGUGGUCUUCCUGGUGAGAGAGGUCGCCCUGGACCUCCUGGCCCUGCUGGUGCUCGUGGUAAUGAUGGCAACACUGGUGCUGCUGGACCCCCUGGACCUACUGGACCUGCUGGUGCCCCUGGCUUCCCCGGCGGUGCUGGUGCUAAGGGAGAGACCGGACCUGCAGGAGGCCGUGGAAAUGACGGACCCCAGGGAUCCCGUGGUGAGCCUGGUAACCCAGGACCUUCUGGACCCGCCGGAGCUGCUGGCGCCCCAGGAUCUGAUGGCCAAGCUGGUGCUAAAGGUUCUCCUGGUGCUGCUGGUAUCGCUGGUGCUCCAGGUUUCCCUGGCUCUCGUGGUCCUGCUGGAGCUCAGGGAGCUGUUGGUGCUCCUGGUCCCAAGGGUAACAAUGGUGACCAUGGUCCCUCUGGUCCUAAGGGAGAGCCCGGUGCUAAGGGAGAGCCUGGCCCCGCUGGAGUUCAGGGACUUCCUGGCAACUCCGGUGAGGAGGGCAAGAGAGGAGGACGUGGAGAGCCCGGUGGUGCUGGACCCCGUGGACCCCCUGGAGAGCGUGGUGCCCCUGGUGCUCGUGGGUUCCCUGGUGCUGAUGGAGCUGCUGGUGGUAAGGGAGCCCCUGGUGAGCGUGGUGCCAAUGGCGCAUUGGGAGCUCAGGGAGCCACUGGUGAGUCUGGAAGCCCCGGUGCUCCUGGCGCACCUGGAUCCAAGGGUAUGACUGGUAGCCCCGGAAGCCCCGGCCCCGAUGGCAAGACUGGACCUUCUGGUGCCCCUGGACAAGAUGGACGCCCUGGACCUGCUGGCCCUGUUGGAUCCAGAGGACAGCCUGGAGUUAUGGGAUUCCCCGGACCCAAGGGAGUCACUGGUGAGAAUGGUAAGCCCGGUGAGAGAGGUCCCGCUGGUCCCACUGGCGCUGUUGGUGCUCCUGGCAAAGACGGUGACGCUGGUGCUCCUGGACCUUCUGGUGUCGCUGGACCUGCUGGAGAGAAAGGAGAGCAGGGACCUGUUGGUUCUCCCGGAUUCCAAGGUCUUCCUGGACCCCAAGGUGCUACUGGUGAGACUGGCAAACCUGGUGAGCAGGGCGGCCCUGGUGAGGUUGGAUCCCCUGGCCCAGCCGGACCAAGAGGCGACAGAGGUUUCCCUGGCGAGCGCGGUGCCCCCGGCAUCGCCGGCCCACCUGGAGGACGUGGUGCUCCCGGCCCUGCUGGGAACGAUGGAGCCAAGGGAGAGCCUGGUGCUGGUGGUGCCCCUGGAGGUCAGGGAGCCCCCGGUAUGCAGGGAAUGCCCGGUGAGCGUGGAGCUUCUGGUCUCCCCGGUGCCAAGGGAGAGAGAGGUGAUGCUGGAGCCAAGGGAGGUGAUGGUGCUGCUGGCAAAGAUGGCGUGCGUGGCAUGACUGGUGCUAUUGGAGUCCCUGGACCCCAAGGUGCUCAGGGUGAGAAGGGUGAGCCUGGUGCCGUUGGAGUUGCUGGACCCACCGGUCCUCGUGGUGCCCCUGGCGAGCGUGGAGAGACUGGACCCUCUGGACCUGCUGGAUUUGCUGGACCUCCUGGUGCUGAUGGUCAGCCUGGUGCCAAGGGAGAGAGCGGUGACACUGGACCCAAGGGAGACGCUGGUGCUCCUGGUCCUGCUGGACCUGUUGGAGGUUCUGGUCCUCAGGGACCUUCUGGUCCCGCUGGAGCUAAAGGUGCUCGUGGUGGUGCUGGAUCCCCUGGUGCUACUGGUCCCCCCGGACCUGCUGGAAGAGUUGGACCCCCUGGCCCCCCUGGAGCUAGCGGGGCCCCCGGACCCGCUGGACAAGUUGGCAAAGAAGGAGCAAGAGGAGCACGCGGUGAGACCGGUCCAGCUGGUCGCCCUGGUGAGGCUGGCGCUGCUGGAGCCCCAGGACCAGCCGGAGAGAAGGGAUCUCCUGGCUCUGAUGGAUCCCCUGGCGCCCCUGGUACCCCCGGACCCCAAGGUAUUUCUGGACAGCGUGGUAUUGUCGGUCUCACUGGACAGCGUGGAGAGCGUGGUUUCCCUGGUCUGCCUGGACCAUCUGGUGAGCCUGGAAAGCAGGGUCCUCCUGGACUUCAUGGUGCCCGUGGACCCCCCGGACCUGCUGGACCCCCUGGACUGUCCGGUGCUCCCGGAGAAGCUGGUCGUGAGGGAUCUGCCGGUCACGAUGGUGCCCCUGGUCGUGAUGGAGCAACUGGCCCUAAGGGAAACCGUGGCGAGAAUGGUCAGGCUGGACCCCCCGGACCCCCUGGUGCUCCUGGACCCCCCGGAAAUGCCGGCCCCUCUGGCAAGACUGGUGACCGUGGAGAGUCUGGUCCCGCUGGCUCUGCCGGUCCUGCUGGCCCUGCUGGUGUCCGUGGUCCCGCUGGCCCUGCAGGUGCAAAGGGAGACAGAGGAGAGGCUGGUGAGGCAGGAGACAGAGGACAUAAGGGACACAGAGGAUUCACAGGCAUGCAGGGUCUGCCCGGACCUGCUGGGGCUUCUGGAGACAGAGGACCUGCUGGCGCCUCCGGACCAGCUGGACCUAGAGGACCUUCUGGAUCUAAUGGCAUCCCUGGAAAGGAUGGCGUGAACGGUCUUCCCGGACCAAUCGGACCCCCUGGACCUCGUGGUCGCAAUGGAGAGAUGGGACCUUCUGGUCCUCCCGGACCUCCUGGACCCGCUGGGCCCCCUGGACCUCCCGGCAGUGGAUUUGACUUCAUCAGCCAGCCUAUUCAGGAGAAGGCACCCGAUCCCUUCCGUGGCGGCGGCGGCCACUAUCGUGCCGACGAUCCCAAGGUUAUUCAAGAUCGCGACAUGGAGGUGGACACCACCCUCAAGACCCUGACCCAGAGAGUGGAGAAGAUCCGCAGCCCCGACGGUUCCCAGAAGAGCCCAGUCCGCAUGUGCCGUGACCUGAAGAUGUCCCACCCUGAGCUGAAGAGCGACUUGUACUGGAUCGACCCCAACCAGGGAUCCUCUCUGGAUGCCAUCAAGGUCCACUGCAACAUGGAGACUGGCGAGACUUGCAUCUACCCCAGCGAGUCCAGCAUUCCCAUGAAGAACUGGUACCUCAGCAAGAACAUCAGAGAGAAGAAGCCCGUCUGGUUCAGCGAGUCCAUGACCGGUGGAUUCCAGUUCCAGUAUGGCAGCGAUGGAGCUGAUCCCGAGGACGUCAGCAUCCAGAUGGCCUUUGUGCGCCUGAUGUCCAAUCAGGCCUCUCAGAACAUGACAUACCACUGCAAGAACAGCAUUGCCUACAUGGACUCCGCCACCGGCAAUCUGAAGAAGGCCCUGCUUCUCCAGGGAUCCAACGACGUUGAGAUCAGAGCCGAGGGCAACAGCCGCUUCACAUACAGUGUCAGCGAGGAUGGCUGCACGUCACACACUGGCACAUGGGGCAAGACAGUCAUUGACUACAAGACAUCAAAAACAUCCCGCCUGCCCAUCAUUGACAUUGCUCCUAUGGAUGUUGGUGCACCUGAUCAGGAAUUUGGCGUCGAAGUUGGCCCUGUUUGCUUCUUGUAAAAAGAAAGAAAUAUGGACAUGACAUUGUUGUUUUUUUUCUAGCAGUCAUCUCUAAAUCCUUUUCCUAUGCAUUCAAAACUCAUUUGGCUGCCAUUGGUCCACAUGCUUAAAACCACUCUACUGAAGACGAUGUUUGUGUUUUUCCAAUCAUGAGAAGUUUUUGGGACUGCUACUUCAACCAAAACCAACCACAAGGACACUUUAAAAAGAAUCUUUUGUUUCCACUGGCAACAAGAAAAUAAUAUAUACUUGUGUAAAAUUUCCCCCUUGGAGAUUGAGAAAAAAAGAAAAAAGAAAGGUUUACACACGCAAUGAAACACAGGUGACUUUUGCCAUUUUCUACCACUGCGGAAGGACAUUGAAAACAACAAAUGAUGUGUACCAUUUUUCUGGUGUUAAAUAAAUUGUAAAAAGUUUGAAAAGCGUCUUCUUGUUCUAAAUUCUUGAAAGAAAAAAAACACCUGAAUGUUGCUCCGACAAAGACCAGCGAAAGAGCAAAAACAAAGAAGUUCACCUUCAUUGCAAUAUGUAGAUGGCUACCUCAUAACAAGAAGUCAAGACAUUUUUUUCUUAAAUGAGAAAGGGUAUAUUUUACACAAGUUUAGUGUGGGGAAAUCAAAAACAUUCAAAGGUGCUAUUGCCAUUUCAACAAGGACCAGUUAUUGGUGUUUGAUGGUGAAACUCUCACUGUCAUACUGUAAUUAUUGCCACUAAUGCCUGCAGAACCUUUGGUGCUACUAAAUUCACUCAUUGUCUUGUUGUCUAUGCAGUGCAAUGGUUUUCUUCUUAAGUGUUCUGGAAAGGUGAUCACUGCAGAUGUAAUGCAUGCAAUCAUGUCUUUGUAGAUAAAAAAAAGCAAGUGACUCUGGUUCAAUAUCAUUUCCCUGCACAUUUGUCCAGUGUUCAUCCCUCUGUCUGUUGCCCCCCCCCCCCCCCGUGGAAAACUCCUCUUCACUAAAAAAGAAAACAGCACACGUCUCCCACCUUGUUGUUUAUGUUGUUUGUUGAUGUCUUUCGCGAAGGGUUUCUUAAAAAAGAAUUUGAAGAAGACCCACUUUCAUGGUUUAAAAGAGAGAUUCUGUACUUAUUUUGUACAUGUAAAAUAAAUUGAGAUGUUUUUAUUAUUUUGGGUGCUGUAAUAAAGCAUGUGAAGUGGUCUACUCAGUG